AUGCCGCUGAUCGAGCAGCGGUCGCCCGGCCAGGACUCGGUGUACCCGGCCGUCAUAGAAUCGACAACCGCGCAGAGCCAGUGGAUCAGUUACACGACGAGUACCAGCGAGCAGCAGCAAUGGACACCCACCACGUCGUCAACGCCAGAGGGAUGGGUGACAAGUUACACGACGCAAACAGGCUGGUUUACGAGCUAUACCACGACGACGGACUGCGACUGUGAGUGGGGUUCCUACACCACGUCAUCGUCGUCGUGGUGUCCGACCCCCAUCAUCGUCACGCCCACCACGACGAGCGUGAUCCCGAUCGUAACCACCUCGCCCGCCGGCGUCAUCGUCGUCGCCCACCACAGCAAGGGCCUGGCCCCCGGCGUGGUGGGCGGCAUUGUGCUCGGCGCCUUCUUCGGCGUCCUCCUGCUCGUCCUCCUGUGUAUCUGCUGCUCCCGCAAUUACCGCACGCGGCGGUACUACGCCAGCUCCUCGUCCUCGUCUUCCCACAGCCACUCGCCGCGGCGGCGCAAGCCCCCCGUGGUCGUUAUCGACCCGUACCCGAACAGACCCGCGGCGAACCUCACCUUUGUCGGCGGCGGGAACUACCCCGGCACCCGGGUCAUGGUCACCAAGACCCAGAAGAUCUUCAUCAGACCCCCGCCCGUCAGGCAGACCAGGACGGUGCGGGAGACGAGGAGGGAGAAGGUGGUCGUGGUGGAGGACGACGAUUAA
Molecule: messenger RNA, 723 nt
Organism: Fonsecaea erecta
Lineage: Eukaryota; Fungi; Ascomycota; Eurotiomycetes; Chaetothyriales; Herpotrichiellaceae
Exons: 1
Coding region: 1-723 (240 amino acids)
Source: RefSeq, a predicted model, not a curated record